This is a messenger RNA of Nicotiana tabacum (common tobacco), 2519 nucleotides long. RefSeq lists its product as uncharacterized. Lineage: Eukaryota; Viridiplantae; Streptophyta; Magnoliopsida; Solanales; Solanaceae. The record is from RefSeq and is a predicted model, not a curated record.
CUAGACACUCACAUUUUGAUACUUAAAAAGGGAUAUACAGUAGAGAGGAGAUACAACGGAAGGAACAAAGAAUAGGAAAAAUCCUUAGCGCCGCAUCACUCACCUUGGACAGCAAAUUCACACACUCAGUGAUCUUUCUUCUUAAUCUCCUUCCAUAACAGCCAACCUUUUUCCUCUGCGAUUGGUUGACAAGUUGAUCUCCAUAUUGUUGUCUACUAAUCGAAAUCACCCAAAAACUCCGUCUCAACCCAUUUUUGUCUCCAUCUCUUUCUUUCGUUCUCAAGAUUAAUAAAGGUAUAAAUCAUGGGUUGAGUUCAGUGAGAUGUCCGGCGAGGCUCUCCGGUGGAGAUCUUGUUCGCGGUUUUGUCACUUUGGCAUUUCUAAGCUGCCACUCAUUUAAAUUUCAUAUUCAUUUGAGGUAAAAUGAGUUCAUCUAGGAAGAGACGCAAUGUCGGGUCCUCCGCUAGUGGACCGGAAAGCUCUUCGAGAGGUAGGAGUCAGGCCAGUGCACCACAGUUUGACAGCACUAGGUUUGUCUCCAAACCGGCAGAGGACAAGUACAAUGCAAAGGCAGCUAAGAAAUUGCUACAUGAGGUGCAUAUUGACCGACAAGCUUUAGAGGUAGAAUGCCCAAAUAUCUUCAAUGAGUUGAGGAGGUAUCAGCUGGACAUCUUCUUCGAGGUACCGGAGGUGGCCAAUGUUCAGAUGGUAAGGGAGUUCUAUGCUAACUGCCCGGAACAUGAGAAUGGGGUUGUCACUGUAUGCAAUACCCGGGUAGAUACAUCCCUAGAGGCCAUCCGAAGGAUGUACCAGCUGCCAGUGUUCUGGGGGGAAUAUGAUGUUUAUCGUACUUAUAGCCGAACAAAUGCCUUGUGGGCAACUCUUCUUGAGACUAUUUGUGUUCCAAAUAGAGAAUACAUAUGGAUAAAGCACCGAAUCACACUUAACUCCCAGUCUCUUAAUUGGGAGGCUAAGUGUUGGCUCACCAUUAUCAACAGUCGAAUGUUGCCCUCCAGCAAUAUGACAGAUGUCAAUCAACCACGGGCGGCAGCGAUCUACUAUUUCAUGGCCCACAGGGAUUUUGAUGUGGCUCGGAUCCUCCAUGACGAGAUGCUCAUUAGAUCACCUGAGUUGCUCAAAGGCUUCUACUUCCCUUCUCUAGUCACCAGGCUGUGCCAUCUAGCUAGAGUCCCUGAAGACCCUAGAGUUGAUGGGAAAUUGCCACUGAAAGCCCCGUUCCUGGCAAGAAAAAUCAGAAUUGGGAUGGAGCCGCUGGUAGAUGUUGUUGAAUCAGAUGAUGAAUCUGACGAUGAUGAUGCGGAGGCAGCUGAGGUCCCACCACCUACGAGAGUUGAUGAGGCAUGCCCAUCACAGCCCCGCCGGAGUACCCGCAUGACAGCUUUGGAGCAGGAGAUGGCUGGGUUGCAUACCUCAGUCACUGAUUUGGGUGCCCGCGUAGACGCGAUGGUUGAAUGGCAGGUGAAGUCGGAGAAGAAAUUCUUAGGCUGGCUGAGAGCUCUGGGUCGUGCUUGCCAUGUGAACCCAGAUACCGUCUCCGAUCAGGAGUGAUCUUACAGGGAAGUUCCUCUACCUCACUGUUUUUAAAUUUUUUAUGCCAUGAGGACAUGUCUACAUUUUAAGUGUGGGGUGGGGGAUACUUCCAUGUAUGUAUAUAUUUGUAACAAUUUGGUUGUUUAAUUUCUUUUUGUGUUUCGCUUUGAUGGUUUUUGGUGUUUUGAGAAAUAAUCUCAUUAGGUAAGUUAAAGUAGGUAAGUGACUUGUCCCGACGAUGGAUCUCGUUCGACGGGGUUCUUGAGGGACUAAGUCAAAAAAAAUGUAUAUAUAUAUAUAUAUAUAAGGACUCUUCCUGAUGACGGAUAUUUGAGACAGUUCUUGAGGGAAGUUGGUCUAGAGAAAAUCCCAAAAAGAUUUUUUAUUUUAUUUUUAGGUAGUGUAGUAACUCCCCCUUGGUUUUUCUUUGGGCCACGGUUCUUUUCUAAGGGUUUAGCUUGAACCGGGUGUCGGUAGUUUUUGUUAUUUUGUUUUUAGUUUUAGUUAGCAUUGAUGAGCUACGAGCUGAAAUAGAAAGAGAAUCCAUUGGCGUUAAUACACAUGAACACAAUCAACACUAGAGUGUAACGCCUAAGCUCAAUGGUUGACCGGGUGUAUGUUUGUGCCUUAAGCACUUGAAUGGUAUUGAAAUUAUGCAAAAGCAAAAGUGUGUGGUGGUGAUUUGGUUUUUGAGUGGAACCAUUGAAAUAGAGAAAGGGUGCAGAGUUUUGAAGAGUAAAAGAAUAAGAACCACACAAAAAAAUGAAUGAGUAAAUGUAGUAGUUGAUAAGUGGUGGUUGUUACAAUGACACCUAAUGGAUGGGGAUGUUGUAAAUAAAAAAAAAGUGGUGGAGUGUUUGGUUGACAUAAGUAUGAUUUUGAAGGUUAAUGUAAUUGUAUUAAAAGUGCUUAGGGAGGUUAGUCACUAUUCCCAAAUAUAUCCUACCCGUCCUUUAACCUACAUUACA